ACUUUCCUGGUGGCCUGAUUAAAACCACAUACGUUUGGAUAUGCUUCUUGCAAAUCGUGGAGGUAUCUGUGUCAUGUUUGUUUUACCUUCGCAACAGGUUUAUUCUUCAUCCAAGCCCCAGCAACAUGUUGGACCCGUCUUCCAGCGAGGACGAAGGGGACGAGAUAUUGCAGGGCGAGCACAAAGAGGUGGCCGCCCCGAAGGGCUUCGGAGGAUCCCGAUUGUCACCGGGCCGAGCCGCCGACGGCCAUGCCAACGGAGAGCUGAAGCCACGGGUUCGCGGGAGAGGCCGUGGUCGACCCUCCAGCCCUAGCCCGUCAGUUGGCAGCGACAAGGAGAGUGAGGACCUGGAAAAGAUGCAAAGAGAGGAGGAGGAAAGGAAAAAGAGACUCCAGCUGUAUGUUUUUGUGAUGCGCUGCAUUGCAUAUCCAUUUAAUGCGAAACAACCGACUGAUAUGGCCAGGAGGCAGCAGAAGUCCACCUGCUCUGACAAGAUCCCCAACACCAUUGGCUGA
Messenger RNA from Archocentrus centrarchus (flier cichlid), 515 nucleotides. RefSeq names its product calcium-dependent secretion activator 1-like. The transcript has 3 exons. Gene Ontology annotation, biological process: synaptic vesicle exocytosis; positive regulation of exocytosis; dense core granule exocytosis. The record is from RefSeq and is a predicted model, not a curated record. Gene Ontology annotation, cellular component: glutamatergic synapse. Lineage: Eukaryota; Metazoa; Chordata; Actinopteri; Cichliformes; Cichlidae. The coding region runs from base 126 to 515 and encodes 129 amino acids.